UGUAUCUCUACAUCUAUAUAGUUGUUAUAUACUCGUAUUAUCUUCCAUGGGAUUUAGACAUUUAGUACUCUAAAACGCAAAGAUUAUGCAUAUUGAUAAAAUAUGUUACCACAUAAGCGUCAAGGUUGAUGAAGUAGCACAAAACAUCAGCAAAUUAUAGAGGGAAGAAAAGACACCAAUAUCAUCUUGAUGAAUCAGCUCAUCAUACGACGCCAUUAUAGUUGUCUCCCACAACCAAACAACAACAAAAUCAUUUCUCUCUGCAAAUCCAACCAACUUUCCGACGCAAUCCACAUCCUUAACCAUUCCUCCACCAAGCACAAAAAAUUACCAAUCCUAUACGCCAUUCUUUUACAAACCUGCACCAACACACAUUCCUUCAAUCCGGGUCUCCAAAUUCACUCCCAUGUUGUCAAAACCGGUCUCGAAACAGACCCGUUUGUCUGUAACAGCUUACUCGCAUUGUAUUUCAAAUUAUGUCCCAAUUUUGUACAUACUAAACGUGUUUUUGAUGGACUUUAUUAUAAAGAUGUUGUCUCUUGGACUUCAAUGAUAUCGGGUUUUAUUCGCGUUGGUAAACCAAUGUGUUCGGUUAGUUUGUUUCAUCAAAUGUUGGGACAAGGUGUUGAACCAAACGGGUUUACUUUGUCUUCUGUUAUUAAAGCUUGUGCUGAGAUUGGUGAUGUUAAUCUUGGGAGGGUGUUUCAUGGGACUGUUUUUCGACGUGGGUUUGAUACGAAUAAUGUGAUUGUUAGCUCCUUGAUUGAUAUGUAUGGGAGGAAUUAUGUUUCAUGUGAUGCACGUAAACUGUUUGAUGAAUUGCCUGAACCGGAUUCUGUUUGUUGGACUUCUGUUAUUUCGGCUUUAACGAGGAAUGAUUUGUUUGAAGAUGCGUUGGGGUUCUUUUUUUGUAUGAUGAGGAGGUAUCGAAUGUGUCCAGAUGGGUUUACGUUUGGGACGGUUUUGACUGCUUGUGGGAAUUUAGGAAGGUUGAAGCAAGGGAAAGAGGUUCAUUCUAAGGUUGUUACUUUCGGGAUUUGUGAUAAUGUGGUUGUUGAUAGUAGUUUGGUUGAUAUGUAUGGGAAAUGUGGUUCGUUGGAUGAUUCUGGUAAGGUUUUUGAUAGGAUGGGGAAACGGAAUUCUGUGAGUUGGUGUGCGUUGCUAAGCGGGUACUGUCAAAAGGGUGAUUUCGAUACUGUUGUUGAGCUUUUCAGGAAGAUGGAUGAGGUUGAUCUUUAUAGUUUUGGAACCGUGAUACGUGCGUGUGCUGGUUUGGCGGCUGUGAGACAUGGAAAAGAGGUUCAUUGUCAGUAUUUAAGGAGACAUGGGUGUCGAUAUGUUAUUAUAGAAUCAGCUUUGGUUGAUCUUUAUGCCAAAUGUGGGUGUAUAGAUCUUGCUUAUAGGCUUUUUGAACGUAUGCAGGUUAGAAAUUUGAUAACUUGGAACUCGAUAGUUAGUGGGUUUGCUCAGAAUGGGCGAGGUGAAGAUGCUAUUCGGAUGUUCAAUGAUAUGAUCAAUGAGGGGAUAAAUCCUGAUAGCAUUAGUUUCAUUGGCGUUCUUUUUGCUUGUAGUCAUGCUGGUAUGGUAGACAAAGGGCGUGGAUAUUUCAUGUUAAUGAACAAGAAGUAUGGAAUCGAAGCUGGAAUUGAGCAUUACAGCUGCAUGGUGGAUCUGUUUGGGCGGAAUGGGCAAUUAGAAGAAGCUGAACAGUUAAUAGAGUCUUCGAGGUUUAAGGAUGAUAAAUCUCUUUGGGCGACACUUCUAGGUGCUUGCAGUACUAGUUCUAAUUUCAUUGCCGCAGAAAGAGUUGCUAAAAGGAUGAUGGAUUUGGAUCCGAAUUAUCAUAUGAGUUAUGUCCUUUUAGCUAACGUGUAUAGAGCUGUUGGACGGUGGAAUGAAUCAGUUAAGAUUAUCGGGCUUAUGAAGGAUAGGGGAGUUCAUAAAACACUUGGGAAAAGCUGGAUUGACAUAGAUGAAGUCCAACAAGUAUAAUUAGUUUAGGACUUAGGGAUAGAACUAGACAUGUGAGGCUGAUAUAACUUUUAUUGAUGCAUCCUCCUGUAAUUCAAAACACUACACUAGUAUGAAUUCAGAUAUAACAUUUUUAAGCUAAUUAUAAUUAACUUCUCAUU
Erigeron canadensis is the source of this 2132-nucleotide messenger RNA. RefSeq names its product pentatricopeptide repeat-containing protein At1g03540. Gene Ontology annotation, molecular function: RNA binding; protein binding. Gene Ontology annotation, biological process: RNA modification. Gene Ontology annotation, cellular component: intracellular membrane-bounded organelle. The record is from RefSeq and is a predicted model, not a curated record. The transcript has a single exon. NCBI's taxonomy places the organism in Eukaryota, Viridiplantae, Streptophyta, Magnoliopsida, Asterales, Asteraceae. The coding region runs from base 190 to 1992 and encodes 600 amino acids.